CCAUGGGCUCAGGGCCUGAAGGUGGCCCCAUGGACUCAGGACCUGAAGAUGGGCCUAUGGGUUCAGGGCCGGAAGAUGGGCCGAUGGGCUCAGGGCCUGAAGAUGAACUGAUCGACAGUGAAAAUGAUGGUAGUAUAUUAGAAGGAAAUGGGAGCGAUGACGAUGACAAUAAUGAAGGCGAUGAUGGUGGUAUAUUUGGAGGAAAUGAUGAUGAUGACAACGACGAUAGUGGAGAUAAUGAUGACGAUGGUGAUAAUGGAGACGAUGAUGGUGGUAUACUUGGAGGAAAUGAUGAUGAUGACGACGAUAGUGGAGACGACGAUGGCGACGAUGAUAAUGAAGACGAUGAUGGUGGUAUACUUGGAGGAAAUGGUGAUGAUGACGACGAUAGUGGAGACGAUGAUGGUGGUAUACUUGGAGGAAAUGGUGAUGAUGACGACGACGAUAGUGGAGACGAUGAUGGUGGUAUACUUGGAGGAAAUGGUGAUGAUGACGACGAAGAUAGUGUAGAUGUUGAUGGUGGUAUAUUCGGAGAAAAUGAUGAUGAUGACGACGACGAUAGUGGAGACGAUGAUGGCAACGAUGAUAAUGAAGACGAUGAUGGUGGUAUACUUGGAGGAAAUGAUGAUGACGACGACGAUAGUGGAGACGAUGAUGGCGACGAUGAUAAUGAAGACGAUGAUGGUGGUAUACUUGGAGGAAAUGGUGAUGAUGACGACGAUAGUGGAGACGAUGAUGGUGGUAUACUUGGAGGAAAUGGUGAUGAUGACGACGACGAUAGUGGAGACGAUGAUGGUGGUAUACUUGGAGGAAAUGGUGAUGAUGACGACGAAGAUAGUGUAGAUGUUGAUGGUGGUAUAUUCGGAGAAAAUGAUGAUGAUGACGACGACGAUAGUGGAGACGAUGAUGGCAACGAUGAUAAUGAAGACGAUGAUGGUGGUAUACUUGGAGGAAAUGAUGAUGACGACGACGAUAGUGGAGACGAUGAUGGCGACGAUGAUAAUGAAGACGAUGAUGGUGGUAUACUUGGAGGAAAUGAUGAUGACGACGACGAUAGUGGAGACGAUGAUGGCGACGAUGAUAAUGAAGACGAUGAUGGUGGUAUACUUGGAGGAAAUGAUGAUGACGACGACGAUAGUGGAGACGAUGAUGGUGGUAUACUUGGAGGAAAUGGUGAUGAUGACGACGACGAUAGUGGAGACGAUGAUGGUGGUAUACUUGGAGGAAAUGAUGAUGACGACGACGAUAGUGGAGACGAUGAUGGUGGUAUACUUGGAGGAAAUGGUGAUGAUGACGACGACGAUAGUGGAGACGAUGAUGGUGGUAUACUUGGAGGAAAUGAUGAUGACGACGACGAUAGUGGAGACGAUGAUGGUGGUAUACUUGGAGGAAAUGGUGAUGAUGACGACGACGAUAGUGGAGACGAUGAUGGUGGUAUACUUGGAGGAAAUGAUGAUGACGACGACGAUAGUGGAGACGAUGAUGGCGACGAUGAUAAUGAAGACGAUGAUGGUGGUAUACUUGGAGGAAAUGAUGAUGACGACGACGAUAGUGGAGACGAUGAUGGUGGUAUACUUGGAGGAAAUGGUGAUGAUGACGACGACGAUAGUGGAGACGAUGAUGGUGGUAUACUUGGAGGAAAUGGUGAUGAUGACGACGACGAUAGUGUAGAUGUUGAUGGUGGUAUACUUGGAGGAAAUGGUGAUGAUGACGACGACGAUAGUGUAGAUGUUGAUGGUGGUAUAUUCGGAGGAAAUGAUGAUGAUGACGACGACGAUAAUGGACCUCAGGUCGACACGCCAGUUCCAAGUGGUGUUCAAUCUUACAUUCUCAAUAUAACAAGAGUUUCGUUACUUCCUAGACCAAAUGGCUUGGUCCAGUCAACGGCUGUGCCAAACAAAGAUUCAUUUAUCAAUUAUCUCCAAUCAAUGACUGACGACAACCCGUUGUUAAUUAUGAAAGCCAACAUCAGUGUAGAUGACAUCGAAAUCUACGAUUCUACGACUAAAAAUGACUUGACUGAUGUUUGUGACACUUCAUAUCCUGCCGGAUCUGUUGCAGCGAACAUCAGGACAAUUCUCUCUACUGCCAUCAUGGGCGGUGCUGAAUGUCCGAUCCAAAAGAGCACAUAUCGUACUGUUCCAUACGAGUUGGAUCCUCUCACUCUUGAAUUCAACAAUCCAUUACCAUGCGGCGAUUACUUGAUGGAUGUAACUCUAGAUACUCCUGACAAAAUUAGAGCCCUUGAUUUAACUUUCAGUUGGAUGAUACCCGUUAGUACAAACUGUCUAACAGAGCCCAUGAUGCUUAAAUCAUAACAAGUUAUUGCUAUUCUUUAAUCGAACGACAAAUGAUACAUUGUUCCAUUCAAACGUAAACAUCCACUGUUCAUUUUUAUAGGUGGUAGUAAUUCAUUUUUAUUCAUUGACUAAUUAUUAUUUACGUAAUUUUAAAUGACAAUUAUAUAGGGUAGAAGUAGCAUUUAUGGCCACUGCUUCAUUUUUGGACAUUUCAAUACUUUCUUUAAUAAGUGAAAAAAUAUUUGAAAAACUUGCAUUGUAAUAGUGCGAUAAAAGUAUCUUUAAACACAUUUAAAAUCAUAUAUUGCAUAGUUAGGAUACUAAGAUAGUCUUUAUAGG
This is a messenger RNA of Microplitis demolitor, 2639 nucleotides long. RefSeq lists its product as uncharacterized. NCBI's taxonomy places the organism in Eukaryota, Metazoa, Arthropoda, Insecta, Hymenoptera, Braconidae. The record is from RefSeq and is a predicted model, not a curated record. The coding region runs from base 3 to 2318 and encodes 771 amino acids. The transcript has 3 exons.